AACAUUCCCGAAGAAAGCUUGUAUGUGAAAUGUAAUGGCCGACUGGCUAAUGAUGAAGAUGUACUGCAGAAUGGAGCCGUUUAUAGUCUGGAACCAAGACUUUGUGGUGGAAAAGGAGGGUUUGGAUCUAUGCUGCGAGCACUUGGUGCUCAGAUUGAAAAGACCACAAAUAGAGAGGCUUGCCGAGAUCUCAGCGGAAGGAGACUUCGAGAUGUCAAUCACGAAAAAGCGAUGGCUGAAUGGGUGAAGCAGCAAGCAGAGCGGGAAGCAGAAAAAGAGCAAAGGCGCUUGGAAAGGCUGCAGCGGAAACUUGCGGAGCCAAAGCACUUUUUCACAAAUCCGGAUUACCAACAGCAGUGUCAUGAUAUGGCUGAGCGACUAGAAGAUUCGGUCCUUAAAGGAUUGCAGGCUAGUUCAAGCAAAAUAGUGUCACCAGAAAGUGGUGGUAGUCGGAAGCGUCCAGGUGAAUCUGGAAAGAAAAAAAAGAGUGAAACAAAAUCUCGAAAAAGAAAAUGUUUUUGGCUGGGAUUGGAAGGACUGGAUGAUGCUGACAGCUCGGACUCUGAGGAUGACAGUGAAGAUGACUCCCCUCCUGCAUCUGAGGGGAGUUGUCCCUCAGGCAGCAGAUACAAUGAAAAUGCUGGGAACUCGCACGAAUGUUCAAGCAGCUCUGUGGAUUCGGUAGAGGACAGUCCAGCUACCAGCGCAACUGGAAGACCACUCGAGCAGCCAGAAGGUGCUGGAAGAGAUGUGCAAGGAGAGACAUGCGCAGGUGGGCAAACUGAACUUCCAGCUGAAGAAAACAGUAAAAUGACAAAGCCCAUGAAGGAAGAGGCCCAAGAAAAGAGUGAAGUAACCCACGCUCUGAAAGAAGAGGAGCAGAAAGAAGAGGAGCAAGAAGAUGUUUCUUCUAAGGCACAGGAAACGAACCAGUUACAGAGCACAGAGGUGGAACCAAUAGACCUACUGGCAUUCAACUCUGCUGCUGAAAUGGAGGCCCUGGGUUUAGACAAGCUGAAGAUGGAAUUGAUGUCUUUAGGACUGAAAUGUGGAGGCACUUUGAAGGAAAGAGCAGCAAGGCUUUUUGCAGUUAGAGAUGGAAAGAAAUAACUCGAAUGUUUUCUGGAAAGUGUGUGUGAUGCUGUUGUCACCUGUUUUCAGAAAAAUGGCAAUCCUUCCUUAGCGUUAUAUUGAAUCUCCUUUAAUGUGUGUAUUUCCAAUUAG
Messenger RNA from Leptosomus discolor (cuckoo roller), 1224 nucleotides. NCBI's taxonomy places the organism in Eukaryota, Metazoa, Chordata, Aves, Leptosomiformes, Leptosomidae. The record is from RefSeq and is a predicted model, not a curated record.